AGUAGAGUUGAUAGUGAAAGAAAAAGCAAAGAAUAAUCUUGUGGCUGAUUUUGAAACGUACUAUAAAUUCAAUAGUGAGCUGUCCAAAAAAUGAAUUAAAUAGUGUAAAAUGGCAGUGAGGAAAGGCCUUUCUUUCCCGCUCAAAAACAGACAAUCCGUGUUGACACGAGGGGGGACAGGAGGGAGGGCAUGUCUUCUUAAUACAGUUAGUUGGUAACACUGAUGAAGAUAAGAUUAGUUUAGUCCUUUAAGGAAAACAAGAUCCAAAGCAACCGUAGCAAGAAGCUGUGGAAGAAGAAGAAAAUGGUGUAUUCUUCACUUCCACUUCCAGUACUCUCAUUCCCUUUCAUUCCCAAAAGGAGGCCAAAAUGCUUUUCUGAAAGAAGCACUGCACUACAAGAAUACGAGCAAGAGGAGAGCAUUGGGACAGUGAAUACUGCAUCAAUCACGAACAACACCGUUUUGUUCAGCAAUUCACCAGUGCUUCAGCAGAGUGGCCUACCUCCUCUAGUCAGUGCAUUGAAAGCCUCAGCUGAAGAAAAUGCUGCCAGCUUUCACUUUCCAGGACACAACAGAGGCCAUGCCGCUCCUUCUUCGUUGACUCAACUCAUUGGAGUAAGACCAUAUGCUCAUGAUUUGUCUAGCAUUCCAGAGCUUGACAACCUCUUUUGUCCCCAAGGGCCCAUAUUAGAAGCACAAAGAGAAGCAUCCAAACUGUUCGGAUCAUCAGAGACAUGGUUUCUUGUCAACGGUACUACUUGUGGAGUCCAGGCAGCAAUAAUGGCAACCUGUUCACCGGGAGAAUAUCUGAUUCUUCCUAGGAAUUCUCAUUUAUCAGCUAUAUCUGCCAUGGUUUUAUCUGGUGCAUCGCCUAAGUACAUUAUUCCUGACUAUAAAAAUGAUUGGGACAUCGCUGGUGGCGUCACUCCAUUACAGGUAUUGAAUGCUAUCCAGGAACUAGAAUUGGAAGGAAAGAAAGCAGCAGCAGUUUUCAUCACUUCACCUACUUACCAUGGUGUUUGCAGUAACUUGAGUGAUAUUUCUGCUUUGUGUCAUUCUCGUAAAAUUCCUUUGAUUGUUGAUGAAGCUCAUGGAGCACAUCUAGGAUUACAUUCUGAACUGCCUAGCUCAGCCCUCCAGCAAGGGGCUGAUCUAACUGUACAAUCUACUCACAAGGUUCUUUCCUCUCUUACUCAAUCGUCUAUGCUGCACAUGUCGGGCGACAUUGUAGAUAAGGAAAAAAUAUCUAGGUGUCUCCAAACACUGCAAAGCACAAGUCCUAGUUACCUUCUUUUGGCAUCCCUAGAUGCUGCUAGAGCUCAACUUAGUGAAAGCCCUGCUAUUGUAUUUAAACAAGCGAUUGAAUUAGCAAAUGAAGCAAAGUUUUUGCUAAAACGAAUCCCUGGCGUCUCAGUGCUUGAGAAUUCAAGCUUUCCAAAUUUUCCCGCAUUUGAUCCAUUCCGGCUUACUGUAGGCUUUUGGGAGCUUGGUUUAUCAGGUUACCAAGCAAAUGAAAUCUUAUGCAGGGAUUUUGGAAUCGUCCGUGAGCUUGUUGGGUAUAAAUCUAUCACUUAUGUACUUAAUCUUGGAACUUGUAGAGACCAUGUCCAAAGGCUUUUAUUGGGAGCAAAGCAUCUAGCUGCAGUAUAUUCUUCCAUUCAGCAACGUAAAGACAAAGUACUUACUGAUCAUGCACCCUUUGAUGAUAUAAUCAUGAGCUUGACACCUAGAGAUGCAUUCUUUGCAAGUAAAAGAAAAGUAAUGGUGAAAGAGAGCAUUGGUAAGGUUUCGGGGGAGCUUAUAUGUCCAUACCCUCCAGGCAUACCGGUAUUGAUCCCAGGCGAGGUUAUUACUGAGAAAGCAGUCGAUUAUCUACUCCAUGUAAGAAGUGAAGGUGCUGAUAUUAGUGGAGCAUCUGAUCCCUUACUUUCCUCGAUAGUUGUCUGCAAUGUAUAGUAAACAGCUGGUGACAGUUAUUACUAAUUAGAUAUAACAGUUAGCUAAAUCAGUUAGUUAUAGUAUAAUUAUACUAAUUACUUGUUCUUGUUUUUGGCUAUAGAAACCUUAUGUACUCCUUGAUGUAGUUUAUAUUAUCAAUAUAAUUUUUCAA
Medicago truncatula (barrel medic) is the source of this 2110-nucleotide messenger RNA. Its product is annotated as arginine decarboxylase. Gene Ontology annotation, molecular function: catalytic activity. The record is from RefSeq and is a predicted model, not a curated record. Lineage: Eukaryota; Viridiplantae; Streptophyta; Magnoliopsida; Fabales; Fabaceae. The coding region runs from base 304 to 1956 and encodes 550 amino acids. The transcript has 3 exons.